UCUUUCACUUUUGCUGUGAAAGUAAGCGGUGAUUUUUCUCAAAAUUAAUUCAAAAAUCUUCAAAACUAAACAAUUAAAAAAGUAUUUGUGAAAAAUCAUGACAAUUCUUCGUAAUCUGCUGCGAUUGUCAGUUAAUUACACAUCGACUGCCCCCAAAAAAUACAUUUCACUUCAAAGUCGUGCAAUUUCCCUUUCAUGUACAAAUUUCGCUAAAAAAGCAGAAAAUCCAGAACAAGGACAUUUGAAUGUUGGAACGAUUGGACAUGUUGAUCAUGGAAAAACAACUCUCACUGCCGCAAUUACGAAAGUUCUGUCCACAGUAACUGACACCAAAUUCGUUGCUUACGACCAAAUCGAUAGAGCGCCUGAAGAAAAAGCUCGCGGAAUCACCAUCAACGCUGCCCACAUCGGAUAUACCACGAAAAAACGUCAUUAUGCUCACACCGAUUGUCCGGGACAUGCGGAUUACGUCAAAAAUAUGAUUUCCGGUGCAUCUCAAAUGGAUGUGGCAAUUCUUGUGGUUGCCGCUACCGAUGGUCAAAUGCCACAAACGCGCGAACAUCUCCUGCUCGCCAAACAAAUGGGCGUCGAUAAAAUUGUCGUGUUCAUCAACAAAGCGGAUCAAGUUGACAACGAAGUUGUGGAGUUGGUCGAGCUCGAAAUCAGAGAAUUGCUCGAAGAUUUCGGUUUCGACGGUGCUCAUUGUCCAAUUGUCGUUGGAAGUGCAUUGCAAGCUCUCAAAGGAGACGAAUCCCCGUUGGGAGUUCCUUCAAUACUAAAAUUACUCGACGUUCUCGACAAUGAAUUCGAAACUCCGAAACGAGAUUUGACUUCGCCCUUCUUGGUUCCCAUCGACAAUGCGUUUCUCGUGCCGGGACGUGGCACCGUAGUGGUUGGCACCAUCAAACGUGGCAUCGUUCACAAAAAUUGCGACGCCGAGUUACUCGGUUUUGACGAACAAAUCAAAACAACGGUCUCAGACUUGCAAGUUUUCAAUAAAAGUGUCCAGCAGGCGCAAGCGGGCGAUAAUAUCGGAGCUUUAUUGCGAGCUGUGAAGCUAAGUUCCGUUUCGAAAGGAAUGUUAUUAGUCGCAACGGGCAGUGAACGCAUCUCCAACCACUUUCAAGCUUCCAUGUACUUGUUGACGAAAGGCGAGGGAGGUCGUUCGAAGCCAUUGACAUCGAAAUACAUCCAACAAAUGUUCAGUCGAACGUGGAAUAUUCCGUGUCGCGUGGAUCUGUUCGACGAAAAUGGGCAGGAAGCGAAUAUGAUGAUGCCAGGCGAUCAUGGACCCGUGAGAUUGACGACUUUCCGUAAAAUGGUGAUGAAUAACGGACAAACAUUCACGAUACGAGAACAAGGCAUGACUGUGGCAACGGGAAUGAUCACAAAAGUACUCGAUCCACUCACGUUACCGCAAAAUAAGUUGUCAAAAGUCAUAAUAACGUGUUAAUAGUUAAUUUUACGAAAGAUUUUAGAGCAAUUUUUGUAUAUUUUUUUUUAUUCCCAUAUAACUUAAAGGACCAAACCUUCAAUUUUUUUUUAACUUAAGGAUUUUAAGUCGAA
Culicoides brevitarsis is the source of this 1566-nucleotide messenger RNA. Its product is annotated as elongation factor Tu-like. The record is from RefSeq and is a predicted model, not a curated record. Gene Ontology annotation, cellular component: mitochondrion. The coding region runs from base 98 to 1453 and encodes 451 amino acids. NCBI's taxonomy places the organism in Eukaryota, Metazoa, Arthropoda, Insecta, Diptera, Ceratopogonidae. Gene Ontology annotation, biological process: mitochondrial translational elongation. Gene Ontology annotation, molecular function: GTPase activity; GTP binding; translation elongation factor activity. The transcript is spliced from 2 exons.